Zonotrichia albicollis (white-throated sparrow) is the source of this 7328-nucleotide messenger RNA. It is a transcript of the gene IL21R, whose product is annotated as interleukin 21 receptor. Gene Ontology annotation, molecular function: cytokine receptor activity; protein binding. Lineage: Eukaryota; Metazoa; Chordata; Aves; Passeriformes; Passerellidae. The record is from RefSeq and is a predicted model, not a curated record. Gene Ontology annotation, cellular component: external side of plasma membrane. Gene Ontology annotation, biological process: cytokine-mediated signaling pathway.
UUGUUGUUGUUUGGGUUUUUUUUUUUUUGGUUUGUGUUUUAAGUACAUACAUUUCCUGAAAACAGUUCAAACUGUCAGCUUAGACUGCAUCAAUGUUUGGCAGCUUAUAGCAUCAUAUUUCCAGAUUCUUAACAAAAAUAAUCUUCAUAAAUGUCUGUCUGUAUUGGUCCUAUUUCCUGUUCUCUGGUAUAUUAAAAACUUGUAGCAUCAUUUACAUGUGUAUAUUAUGAAUGGCUACUCAGCUUUAUUGCUGUGAUCUCAUAAGGAUAUUACAGAGUUUGCAGAUGUGGUACUUGGCAGCUGUAAAAUGUUUGACAUUUUGUAACAAGUGUCUGUGUUGCAAGGAUGCAUGAAGCUGAUUCUGAGUCCCCAUUUCACAGACUGAGAAAAUGAAACGAGGCGAUAGAAAGGACUUUUCUAAUGCCAGACUGGGAAUAAGUUCCUGCCUUUGCUCAUUGCCCACUGCCCUUCUUUCCUCCAGGUUAACGAUGACAUGCUGACAGAUAAAAGCAAAUGGAAAGAGUGUAAAAAAUGGAGGGAUGUAGGAGAGGUGGGGGCCCCAAUAAUAGACUGGAAUUGAAGCUUGCAGAGGGCCUGACACUGGAGCAUGCUUUAGAAUUAGGGCUGCUAUACAUCUCCAUUGAAGUCAUGAGGUCUUUGGCAUCAAACACCACCAAGAGGCUGCUGCAGAGCUGCAGCUUUCCCAGCUCUUCUGCACAUGUCUUGUGUGUCCAUGUCCUGUCAUAACAAUCUGGAGCACAGCCAGGAGGUCAGACAGUUUCAGCAGUACUGAAACUGUCUGUGGUGCUCCUAGAGGUCAGAGCCCUUUCCUACCACACUGAGGUAGGGAAAUAGAAGAAGAUAAAUGUUGGACUAAUCUGUGGGCAUUGUCAAGGGUAAGAGAUGGGACAGUGGCAUCCCAACUGAGGAAGUAUUGUCUCUUUGUUUCAGCUAUUUUAGCAGAUCCUACUGGUUUUCUUAUUUUUGCUACUGUGCUCAUCUUCAUGAAUCUUCCUUCUAGAUUACAAGGCUGUAUGCUAACCUCCCCCCGUUGUGUAAUGGCAGUCUCUGGUAACUUUGUAAGACAUCUACCCAAUGAUCUACUUGGGCUCCUUGCUUUGAUUUUUUCCAGUUAAGUCCUGCCUGUCCCUUCAGGUCAAUGGUACCAUUAUCUGAGCGGAGAAAGAAAAGUAGGGGAGGUCCUUGAAAGAAACCACAGUCCUAUAGGUAAAGGCAGCAAAGACUUUCCUUGCAUUGGUCUGUUCAUUUAGGCAGGAAUAAGAAUGAAAACAAGGAGCUACUGCAAUAUCAUGAAUACGAAGCGUGAGAGGCCCUGCCAGUUGGAUUCUGAAAUAAGUGGUGGGUCUGCAGACCUCUUGGAGGGCCCAGCCUUUCCCUUUCCUUUUCCUUUCCCUUUUCUUUUUCUUUCACAAGUUGCCUUUCUUUGUUUUCUAUGGUGGCCAAGAGUGUGGAGCAUGACAGUCACAAUACUGAGUGAUGCUGAGAUGGGCUCGUGGUGCAGCCAGUCUCAGCAUGAAGUCAAAUGAGCAGGUUUCAGAUAGCAGGAUAACAGCAGGCCUUCCUCAAAGGAAUGUGGAUUUGGAGAAGAGCUAUGGAAGAUGGGUGAGAUCACAAGAUGGAGUUAGACAGUGGACUGUAUCUCAGUGCCUAGGGCCUGCACCACCAAAAGUAGUGGUAAUGAUGAAAGUUUUUAUACAGAGAAAACUUGGAGAGCUUGGACCAGAGGGGUCAAGAAAAGGUGUUUACUCAAAGCAAUGUGUGAUGCAGAAAGAAGGGCUGGAGUACAAAGGUAGAGAGUCAGCCCUGCCAGUGGCAGCAGGUGAGGGAGGAUGACAGGGUGUCUGGGGCUCCUUGCUGAGCUGGAACAGUGCUUCAUGGGCAGGGUUUGUUUGGCAGGAAAGAAGGGGCAGCAGCUGCAUCAUUGCUCCCACAGCAGGGUGUGGCACCUGUGUCUGUGGCACCUCCAGAAUGAGUCUUGCUAGUCUCACCUGGGCACUGACACCCUGAGAGCACAUCUGUGAGCUCACAUGAGGCUGCAGGGGCUUUCUGGUGGCUGCUAAAUUUGUUUUGCUUUCAUUAUUUGAGUAAACCUGGGAAAUUUUUAAACUCCACAAAUGUUCCCCAAGUCUUAAAGGCUUCAUGGGUUUCUCUCUGCUGGGUGAUUGCCUGGGUAUUUGUUGCUUGUGGUGGAUGCUGCAUAGGCACCCCAGGACCUAAAUACCUUGAACUGCCCAUAUGAAUACAGGCUGAGGGACAAACAGAUUGAGACCAGCUCUGCUGACAAGGACCUGGGGGCAGCGGUGGAAUAAAAGCUGUCCAUAAGCAGGCCAUAUGUGCUGGUAGCUCAGAAACUCCUAUGUCCUGGGGUUCUUCCCCAGUAGUGUGGGCUGCUGAUGGAGGGGAUUCUUCCCCUCUACUCUGCUCUCUUGGGACCCUGCCUCGUGUUCUGCCUUCAGGUCUGGGCCCCCCAAUGUGAUGAGCAUGUGGAACUGCUAUACUGAGUCCAGAAGAGGCCACAGAAGUGCUUCAAGGGCUGAAGUACCUCUGCUAUGUAUGACAGGCUGAGAGAGUUGGGCUUGUUCAGCCUGGAGAAGAGCAGGCUUUGAGGAGACCUUACUGCAACUUACAUUAUUUAAAGGGAGCCAGUAAGAAAGAUAAGGACCGAUUUUUUAGCAGAGUCUGUUGCAACAGGACAAGUGGUGAUGGUUUUUUAAAUUAAAAGGGUAGAUCACACUAUGUGGCGUGGCAUAUGGGCCCUUCCUGUUGUCUAUGCAUCCUUGCAACUUGCUUUCAAUGAAAUUAUGUUGCCAAAAUUAUACAAAUUGCUUCUCCAAAGUCUUGCCCUAAAUGAGCCUUGCUUGGUCUUAUCCUAUGCAAGCUGUUACAGCUCCAGAGCUCAGUCCCCAAGGGGACUGGGUGCUAGAAGCCAGCUCGCUCUCAGACCAAGGCCACGGGACAGCCCCUAGCAAGCAGGGAAUAUUCAUCUCUUAGUGAUUAGCCAGCUCUUAUGAUUUCAAGCUCUUUGCUUGCUAGGUAGCUUUUCCCUUGGCCUAAGGCUCCAGCAGACGGUGGAGAGAGGAGAAGCAGAAGACGCUGGCUGUUCCACGAGUAUGGCUUUAUUGGAGGGUCCGUGAAGGGUCUCAGCUCUUCUUCUUCUGAGUUAGCAGGGGUACAGUAUGCUACUUUUAUACCCUUGGCCUGGAUCCAAUCCUGACCAAUGGCAAAGGUGUUAGAGUGACCAUAAGUGACCAAUAGUAGGGUUAACAACAUAUUGCCUUCCAUGGCUAUAGGGAUAAGGUACAAGGCGGAUGUCCCUGGAGACAGGAAACUUCUUUGCCGCUGUGUGAGCAUUCUAUUCUCCAAGGGCCCCUGGCUAAACCUGAGGGGUUUACUACAUUGCCCCAUUUAAGAAUAACUUGAGAAAACAGUGCUGAAGUCUGUGCCAGGUAUCAAAGCCAAGACUCUGCAGAGAGCAUUUUUUAAGUCUUUCUGUGCACAUCCAUGUGUUUCUAUAAAUAUUUAAAUGCUGUGAAAACACAGCCUUAAAUACAUUAUAUGACUUGAGGGCUUUGUCUUGGAGCAGGGGCUGUGGGUUGAACAGUCAUUUGUAUGUGAUGCCAUUUCCUCUGUUUUAAACAUCCUGCUGUCAUCUUCUCUGAAGACUUUCUUGUAGGUUCUCUUCACUAUACCAUUAGGGCAGCCUUUCCCUGCAGUCAGUACUGUACAUUGUUCUCUUGUAUGCUACAUGGGAGCCUAAGUUUUUGGGUUUUUUUCUUUUUUUAUUCUGGUCUGUCUUUCUGGAGUCCCUUAACUAGAUAUUUCAUGCUUAUUUAACUACAGGUAGGCCAAAUCAAUGAGUUCUCACUAGCUUUCCUCACACAGACCCACAAUGAUAUUCAGACUCCAUUUGGCCAAUUCACUGUGUAGCUAUUUAAUCUGCAGCAAUGUCACUUCUAGUGGCAAGCCAUUCCUAGCUGCAAUAUACUAAUGAAGAAAAAAAUAGCACAAGAGUCUUUCUUGUUGCCUGGAUAGCCUGUGCUGCAGUCAGUUUGCUGCUUUCUCUGUGCAUGUGCUAGCAAAGAGCAAAGAUUUCACAGACCUUGCUUAUGGCAAGUUGGCAGGCUGUUGGUCAUAACCCCCUUAGCCCAUGGGAAAGAUAUACACAGAAGAGCUGAAGUUAAUUGUCUUAAUAAGGCACUCUACUUUUAGAUGUUUAAAUGAAAGCAAGAUUAAUUCCACCUCAACCUUAAUCAAGUAAAUGUCUGAGCAGAGCUCUAAAUUGUGGGAGUAUUGUUUGUGGUUGUUUUGUUUUGUUUUUUCUUCCCCAGGACAUCCACUGAGAACCACCAUGAAGAACAAACCGUGGCUCCAGAAUAUUUUCAUCUGCCUUUUAUUCCAGUACACUAUGUGUUGUGAAAGCCUCACUUGUUUUGUGGACUAUGUACAGACGCUGUCCUGUAUCCUGCGAGAUGAGUUGGGUGCUGGUUCAUACAAUCUCACUGCUACAUGGGUUCCUGAGGAAGAUCCAGAAAAUACUGCUGCCUGCAGUCUCGUGCAAUUGUCAAGAAACACCAGUCACACACAGUACAUGUGCACUGUGGACAUGACUGAACUCCUAGCAGAUACCAAAGUCCAUGUGGAUGUUACAGAGAUAGCUGAUAGGCAGCACGUGCUUUCCAAAGAAUUUUAUUUGUCAGACAACAUAAAACCACAGCCUCCAUUCAACCUGACCGCUUUGUUCUCAGAAGGUUACAAUAUUUCUUGGGAAACCAUCUACCAGAACUCUUCCUUCUACUUUUUGAAUGAGGAGCUGGAGUAUCAGCUGCGUUACAAAAGAAGAACUGACACUUGGGAGACUCAGAAGACUAAAGCUGUUCAUGAAGAUAAACGGACAUUGGUGAUCCUGCCAUGGGAACUACAGGCGGACACUGAGUACGAGUUCCAAGUGAGAGCUAGACCCCGGGAAGACAGUGACUAUGGUGGCUUUUGGAGUGAAUGGAGUUCUCCGCUGUCAUUGAAAACCAGCCCUGCCGCAGUGACACAGACAGCAGGCAUGGAAUGGUUGUUGUUGUUUGGUAUUGUCGUGGCAAUCAUAGCUUCAAUCACAACAUUUCUGGCCAAACAGCAGAGCUUGUGGAAGAAGAUGGCUUGCAUCCCAGACCCUGCUCCCUUUUUCAAACCUCUUUACAUGGCACAUAAUGGAGAUUUUAAGAAGUGGGUUGGUGCAUCCCAUAUGAAAAUGACCUUUGAUUUCUUUGAAUGGGGAAUAGUCCUUCCAGAAGUCCUAGAAGUUUACACCAUGCAUCCUUCCAACAGCACCCCACAGGAAGAGCUGCAUGAGCUAAGAAAGAAUCUGCCUUGCAAGCCCUGUGUGUCUUGCCUGACUACCCCAGGUCAUGGUAGCCAGUCACCGUGGUGCAGUGUAAACAGUAGUGAUGGGACUGAGGACCAGUCAUAUGGGCAUUUGUCAAUUGAUACAGUGACUGUGGCUGAUGAAUUUACAUCUUGUAACUGCCAGUGCAGCUGUAAUCAUGUGUACAGGGAACAUGACCAUACCAACAAGGAAGAUGAUAAUGCUGGAGAACCCGGUUACCCCAAGGUUAACCUUGAUGAGGAAGACAGAAAGAUAUCCAGUGACUUACAUUUGGCUGAUCUGAGUACACAGGACAAAAUACUUGCUUCAGGCUCUGUGUCCACAGACCACCUGAGGAGCACAAGUGUCCCAGUCAACCAGCAAGGAGAAAGGGGAGUGGAAGGAGGUGUGGGGAGCAUCCUAGAAGCCCUUUGCUUGCAGCCUUAUCAGUGGGAUUUGGAAAAUCCAGGUUCUCUACCUUCUCCUGAUGGUGAAAGUGUUUCCUACAGUGAAGGCUCCUAUGACUUCUUCCCUCACAAUACAAAGCCUGGUGACAGUUAUCCUUUGAUCUGUGUAGAUUUGGACACUAUUGACAGUGGCUUUGUGGACUCAGACUGUGGAAGUCCAGUUGACUCUGAAUUUGGGCAAAACAGUCAGACCAUUUGUGGGUCCAUCCCUCUUGAGCAAGAGGGGCAAGACUUUACACGGAGCUACGUCAAGCAGUGGGUCUCCUGCCGCUCUGAGAGCCCUGUCAGUGGGACACAGACAAACUAAGGACUGGAUGAGUGUGGAGCCUUUUUCAUAGUGUGCCAGGAGCAAACGGCUAGCAAAAUUCAGAAGAGAAAAGUUUACUUUGUCUAAGCUCUAUUGCAUAAGUUGGCACCUGUUAGGUCCACAGAAAUAAUACCUGUUUCUAUUCCUGCUUAUUAAUGUCUCAAAUUUAUUGUGAUUGAUUGUUCUUGAGUUUUGUUGGGUUUUGGUUUUAUUUAGAAUCACAGAUCAACCCUCCCUUGGUGUAAAAAAAAAAAAAAAAGUUAGAAAAAAGCAACUGUACCUUGAAAAUUAUCCUUUGGCUUAUAUAGAUAUGAAAAAUUUUUUGCAAUAAUCUUAUAAAGAGUACAGAACUUUAUUUUCCCUGGUAUUCUCACAUGACUUAAGAGUUUGGCUGCACAUGGAACCUUAGAAUCAUAACUCAUGGCAAGCACAUUUGCUAUGUUAAAGUUCCCCUACCUUUCCAAACAACAUGUGAUGUUACUUUUCCUUCUACUAUCUUUGGCUCUUUAAACUCAGCUGUAAUAGUCUGUUAAUUACAGACUGGCUCCAGACCGGUCCAUGGGGAUCAAAACUAAUUCUUAUGAAAUCAUUGCAGAAAUGCGUGUACUAAAGACUAAGCACGACUCAGGAUUCAGAAAGAUUUUCCAGGUAGUGUCUGCAAAUGAAAAGACUUCAAUAGAUAUAUAAUUCUAAAUAAGCUCUCACUACUUGGCUUUUCUAUUGAGUCAGACUCUCUCCCUGUACUUUUCAAGCAUUUUAAUUGAGCAGCUUUUAGAAUUUUGCCAAAAUUAUCGAAACAUUGUCCUACCUGGAUAUGCCUGCCACUUCUGCCUUGGACUUGCUCUGCUGCAGUUAACAGGUCAGUAGGACAAAUUUUGAGCAAUUUCUGCUAGCUAAUAAAGCCAAAUAUGAAACUGCACUGUAACCUUGAAUCCGUUUUUCUCCCUGGCAUCCCCAUAUCUCUGAUUUGUUCAGGAUACAUGUCUUAAAAAGUCACUGAAGAGUAAUACUGAAAUUGAAUGUGAAGACCUUCAUCUUACAUAGACAUAGUGCUACUAACCCAUAGACUGCUUGGCUCCAAAAGGUUGUAUCUUGAGAGAACCUUUGUGGUGAAUGAUGCAUGUUUGCAAUGUAGUAAUAAUCUGUUGUUGCUGUGAUACCAAUAAACUCCCUUCCCUCA